AUGCUAGGCGUUCAAGGUCCCGAAGUCCACACCGCUCACGCAGUCACAAGUAUCAUGACGAUACGAGAGACAGAGGGAAGGACAGUCGUAAUGAUCGAGACAAAUACCACGAGUCUUCCGAAAGGCGUGGGCGAAUCAGAAGUCGCAGCGUCGUCGCGUGGGAAGUCUCCAACACACCGCUCUCGUUCUCGUUCAAGCAGUCGCGAUAUUCGCAAGUCCAAGUCGAAGCACAGAGACAAAGACCGAGACAGGAAGCACAAGAAGCACAGGGACCGGGAUAAGGCGAAGGACAAGGAGGAAAGGCGCAGCGUCUUAACAGGCAAGAAGAUCAAGUUGAAAGUUCAUAAAGACGCCAGAGAUCUUGAGAUGGACGCGAAUAGGCAGAGCUUGUUGCAGUUCUUGAAUUCGACGUGCGAGUGA
Suillus paluster is the source of this 420-nucleotide messenger RNA. RefSeq lists its product as uncharacterized. NCBI's taxonomy places the organism in Eukaryota, Fungi, Basidiomycota, Agaricomycetes, Boletales, Suillaceae. The record is from RefSeq and is a predicted model, not a curated record. Bases 1 to 420 code for a protein of 139 amino acids. The transcript is spliced from 4 exons.